AGUUAUCAGAGUCACUACAGCAGCUGUCAGGCCGAGCCAAGUCCGCCCACACCCACAUCACCAACCUCAAGACUUUUCAGGAUAGAGUCAAUAGUCACUGUGACACUCUAGCAGCGGAGGUAGAACGUCAAUGUGCCGAGCUGAUGGAGGCGGUGACGGAGGCAAGGACGAGGCUCUUGGCCCAGCUUGCAGCAGAACGGGAAGCCACUACUAAAAUAUACAGGGACCAGGCCGCGGGGUGCACACGUCGCCUGCAUCAGACCACAGCCCUCGUCCAGUUCUGUAUCGAGGCUAUCAAAGAGAUCGACCCAGCGGCCUUCAUGCAGAUGGGUCCACAACUGAUCGGUCGAGUGAGUGACCUCGACCUCACCUGGGACAAGGAGCUGGCCUCAUCGUCGACACGUCUCAGCCCGUACAUCGACCUCGACGUGGAACACAAAACUGUCCUCAGAGCUCUCAACACCUUUAACUUUGUCCAGAUGAAACCUUGUCUUGACGGAGAGGAGCGGAGGCCAGCAGCCCCGGGCACCCCUGAAUUCCUAGCGGAGGAGUGUGUAGGUGAGAACAACAGCGUCACAGCUACCUGGACGCCUCACCCCACCUCUAGGGUAGCUGGGUACAUACUGGAGAUCGACGAUGGUGAUGGGGAGUUUAAGGAGGUGCACCGCGGGCCGGAGACACUGUGCACGGUGGAAGGCCUUCACUUCAACACCGUCUACCACCUACGAGUGAGAGCCUACAACAUUUCAGGAGUCUCACCGUUCUCUACCUCCGUCGCUAUCAGGACCUCCGCCACGGCGUGGUUUUCGCUGGACCACGCACUCUCGCACCCUGAGUGUCGCCUGGUGGGAGACGGGGCAGGUGUCACCUGUGAGAGCUACCAGCACCGUGUCGCCCUCGCCUCAGUCGGGUUCUCCAGAGGGCGCCACUACUGGCAGUUCACCGUCGACUCCUACGAUGCCAACGCCGACGUGGUGUUCGGCGUGGCCAGAAUAAAUGUAGAUAAGGAAGGAAUGUUGGGUAACGACGUUCACGGGUGGGCCAUGUACAUAGAUCACCAGAGGUCGUGGUUCCUUCACGGUGCCGCCCACCAUGGGAGGUGUGAGGGCGGGGUGGGCAUAGGCUCUACCGUGGGCGUCCUCCUCGACCUCAACCACGGCACUCUGGCCUUCUACGUCAACGAUGAACAACAGGGGGAUGUUGCUUUCACUGAUAUGGAUGGUCUCCUCUAUCCAGCCGUCAGUGUCAACAGGAACGUGACAGUGACCCUCCACACCUCCCUCGACCCUCCGCACUCAGACUAUGACAGCCAAUCAGACACCUGAAGGAACUGUGUGGAGUUGGUGUCACCUCCACUCCGGCCACUGAGGCAAGAUAGACAGAUAAUUGUUGGAACGUCGACACUGCCCCAAGUCACCCAUGGGAGAACUUCUUUUUAAUGAGCUGCGGCGGAAACUUUCAUCAAAUUCUGUUACUCAAUCUCUUAAAAGUUUCAGUGAAAAAAAUAUCAACAACAGAGGACAUUAUGAAUACUGAUCUUUUUAUUAAGUGAAUAAAGCAGAACAAACAGCCCCUACCACCACCCACCAUCCUACCACCUCGUGAGAACUCUGAAGAAGAAAUAUUACGCCACUAGAGCAUAAGAUUACGAAGCUGUGCACUAAGAUCUUUGCUUACACAAAUAUUUUAUUUCUCAAGUCAUAAAAACUUUAUUUAUAAUACGAAGAAGCGUACAGCAGGUCGACCUAACAUGUUGUAUAAUUCAGGACAUGAAGCUGCACCAGGCAAAGGUUUAUAUUUUCAGCUAGGAAGAAAAACAAUCAACUACUAAAUAUCAAAAGAUAAACUCUAAGUCAUCCAGUUAUAGUGUAUAGUGAGGGUCCGUCUCCAGCUCACUAAUCUUUGUGAUACUUGUGAGAUUCAUCAUGUAAAUACUGUUGAGAAAUACUGAGAAGAGGUGAAAGUUAUCAAGAUAGGACAUAUCAAACGUAACACAGAUGAUGCCUGCUCAUCUACGAGGCUGAGGUCUCAGGUGAGAGAAGUGGACACCUCAGUUAAAUGUCCCUCUGCAGGGUCCCAGGUGACAGCAUCAAACGGACACCUCAGUUAAAUGUCCCUCUGCAGGUUAAUGUCCCAGGUGACAGCAUCAAAUGGACACCUAAGUUAAAUGUCCCUUCAGCAGGUUAAUGUAGCUGUGGUAGCGUAGCAUCAAAUGGCAACACACACACACAUAGGUACCAUCGUCUUUAAUACAACUCCACUACCAAGUUAAUUAAUGUUAGUAUAAAGCCUCAAGUAUAGGGACAAUCAUCUUAUCUGUCCAGGAUCACAACAACUGCCAACACCACUCCAUUGUUUACUAUAAUAUGUGGACGCUUCUGAGUACGAGGUUAAGUGAACAGGUGAACAACACAAGGUUUCAUUUCCUCCCUUUGGUAGACUUUACAGCUUCCAGAUUUUUUUUCUGAUGCAUCGGUAUCAUGAACAUAAAGAAGGGAACCUUUGUUGAAAUGAACAAUAUCUGGUAUAGAAUUUCCAGUUAGUUUUUUUUAGUUAGAAAAAAAAACACUAUAUUUCCAUCCAUUUGAUAAAAUAAGUGAAAAAAUGAUGAUUGUGGUGCCCAUUAUUAAUUCAGUAUACAUUACACAUUGUGUAAUUUUUCGUGUAAUGUAUUAAGCAAAAAUAAAUGAGCUACAGCUGGUUGGUCUAUGUAUAUUUGAUACUGGAGGUUGCCUGAGAGAGCCCUGCAUAAUACAUAUACCUGUACUAAGUGCGCUAAUAUUAUCACUCAAUAAUGAAAUAAAACCACUUCAAAAUUCCUUAUAAAAAUCUAUACCAUUUAUCUAGAGAUCAUUUAAUAUUCCACAGGUGCUCCAUAUAACACAGGUGGCAGAAGCUACAGGUGUGUUAAUCCUUAAAGAAAACACAACGAAACGCUUAAAAUUGUCAAUUCGUGUUCAAAAUUUGUCUUUAAUAUUACAAAAAAUUUCCAAAAAUUCAAGUUUGAUCAUCGAUAAGAAGACAACAAGACAUUGUUUACCUCAGGUGUUUGGAAGACUGGUCGAAUCCCAUCAAUGUGUGUGUGUGUGUGUGUGUGUGUGUGUGUGUGUGUGUGUGUGUGUGUGUGUGUGUGUGUGUGUGUGUGUGCGUCUCGGAUACUAAUACAGUACCACCUCUUGGUCCUAGAAUCUAUAGGCUUAGAACUACACUCCAGAACCCGUAAUACAUAACCCAACUCCUGAUCUCGCAGCCCCAAGAACUGGUCCUCAGAAUCUUAAAAAACGACUCAACGCUGAGCAUUUAAUUCCCAGGACGACCUCCCACACAAAGAUUAUUUCCCUAAUGUUUCUUCGGUGAAAUAAAAACUCUAGCUGUCUUAAUAAUGUCCACGUGGAAUAAAUAAAACUCCUAAACAAUAUAACGACUGAAUGGUUUAAACAAGUGUAUUUCUCAGUGUCGGCUGUCUCACGUAGUAUCAUGGGUGAGAUUCAAAAAAAGGUGAAUUUUGUUUAUAUAUAUAAGAGUCAAGAACAAAAAACUAAUGAUAAAGAAAUUAUUAAAUUGCUCCAAUAUAAGAAGUAUAUAUAUAUUUUUUACACGCUAAAAUAAUUAUCAAUAUCAUUUAUUUUAUUACACUAGGAAUUUUCCAGCUCAUUAUUACAACAAUUGGUCAAUGUUGCAUAAUUCUGCACUGAUGGUCAUGUUGAUCGCGUUUAUAUUACAGUUGUAAGCCAAGAUCCUCAAAUAUUCAUAAUUUUCUUUGUUUUUGAUGUUAUUUGUAUGUGUGAGAACUUCUUUUUUUGUUUCUCAUCACUUCAGCAACAACACAGAGAAGGUGACAGUUUUUGUUACUCAGAGUCUGGUGUAACUGAAGGUUUUCUCAUAGAUCCAAUUAACGUCUUGAAGAUUAACGAAUAUUUGAGUAUCCAGGCAGUAGAGUUUUUGCAGUGGGAAUGUUAUGUUUCUUUUUUUUUGUAGUAUUAGUGCAGUGAUUACAGGUGAACGCAGGCUCCACUUGUAAUAGACCCCAACCUAACCUAACCUAACCUAAAACUAAUCUAAAUUAUCAUUAUCUAGUUUAACCUAACCUAACUUAACCUACCCUACCCAACCUUAACAUAACUUUACAUACUGUACCUUACCCAAACCUAAUUUAUCCUAACUUAACCUUAUAAUAAGGUUAGGUUAGGUUAGGUUAGGGCCUAUUUCUACCUGGGGCCUAUUUAACCAGCGAUCAUUGUAGAGGGCGUCAGAGCUGCCCUUAUAGUCAGUCACCUAAACUAUGUAUAGUUUAUGUUACUCCUUGUAGUGUUAAGGACAUCAUUCUCCUAAGCUUCUUCAUUACACUGUAAAUAACAUUACACGUAAGGUAACUUCGGUUCUCUUAAAUAUAUAUCUUUUAUUCUCUCUCUCUUCACCUCCGACUUACAAUCUUCUUUUGUUUUUAUAUGUAUAUUAUUUAAUGACAAUAAAAUUAUAGCAGGGUUAUAUACGAGAGAGUUCAAAUUAAAGCAAGGUUAUAUAAGAGACAGCAAAAUUAAAGCAGGGUUAUAUACGAGAGAGUAUAAAUAUGUACGUCAUUUUCUUUUAUAUACUUUUUCUACUUUUAUAUAUGUAUUUAUAUGUCAUUUUCUGUUAUUCAUUAUUUCGUUAUUCCUAUUCCAAUCUAUAAUGUCACAAGCCAAAGAUGUUACGACAAGUUUCAACUAGAAAUUAAUGGAGAUAGAAAGUCCCUCACACAUAUUAGUUAAAGCUCAGUAAUACAUGACAUUUAUCGUAUAUGUUCUUUUGUUUUGAUAAUAUGUAUAUACUGUAUCUUGAAACACCUUCUUCUUCUUCUCCUUCUUCUUCUUUUU
This is a messenger RNA of Homarus americanus (American lobster), 4856 nucleotides long. RefSeq names its product E3 ubiquitin-protein ligase TRIM9-like. The record is from RefSeq and is a predicted model, not a curated record. Gene Ontology annotation, molecular function: protein binding. Lineage: Eukaryota; Metazoa; Arthropoda; Malacostraca; Decapoda; Nephropidae. The coding region runs from base 144 to 1325 and encodes 393 amino acids. The transcript has 10 exons.